UCCUGUGUCUCUCAGUGUGUCUCCAGUCUCUCACCAGUCAGCAUGUCGGACCCGUGCUCCUUCUCCUCCGUUUCCCACUUUCUCACCCGGCACCUGAACCUCGCGCUGCACGUGGAUUUCUCCCGCCAUGUGAUCAGAGGGGUCCUCGCGCUCACCGUGGAGGCUCUGCAGGACCGGCUGCACGCGCUGACUCUGGACUGCAGGGACCUGCAGGUGUUCUCGGUGAAAGCCAACGGGCAGGCGGCGCGCUUUACAACGGGCCCUAAACACACCUUUAAAGGAGCCCCCCUGGAGAUCACCUUGCCCUUCGACCUCUCCAGAGGGCAGCAUGUGAUCGUGGAGGUGACCUAUGAGACGUCGCCGACGGCAACCGCGCUUCAGUGGCUCUCACCUGAGCAGACGGCCGGGAAGGAAAAACCCUACCUGUUCAGCCAGUGUCAGGCUCAUCACUGCAGGAGCAUGAUUCCCUGUCAGGACACUCCGUCUGUCAAACACACCUACUACGCUCAGGUA
Molecule: messenger RNA, 513 nt
Organism: Notothenia coriiceps (black rockcod)
Lineage: Eukaryota; Metazoa; Chordata; Actinopteri; Perciformes; Nototheniidae
Gene: lta4h
Product: leukotriene A4 hydrolase
Exons: 4
Biological process (GO): peptide catabolic process; leukotriene biosynthetic process
Cellular component (GO): nucleus; cytosol
Molecular function (GO): epoxide hydrolase activity; aminopeptidase activity; leukotriene-A4 hydrolase activity
Source: RefSeq, a predicted model, not a curated record